Calypte anna (Anna's hummingbird) is the source of this 1763-nucleotide messenger RNA. RefSeq names its product mitochondrial fission regulator 2 (gene MTFR2). NCBI's taxonomy places the organism in Eukaryota, Metazoa, Chordata, Aves, Apodiformes, Trochilidae. Gene Ontology annotation, cellular component: mitochondrion. Gene Ontology annotation, biological process: aerobic respiration; mitochondrial fission. The coding region runs from base 117 to 1337 and encodes 406 amino acids. The record is from RefSeq and is a predicted model, not a curated record. The transcript is spliced from 8 exons.
GGGGGCUUCGGGGGUGGGUGGGGGGAUCUGGGGCUUUUCUCCCCUCGCCGGCGGCUGCCGCCGAAGAGCGGGGAGACUCGUUUGUUCCGUGAGGGGGGAGUGUGGCUCAGGCGGGCAUGGCGCUGGUGCUGGAGCUCCUCAGGCGGGUGCUGGAGUACUUCGGCUGGCAGCCCCACCAGGCUCUGUUUUUGGAAACGCGCAUAUUCGGCAGCAGCAUCAGCCGUACGAUCAGAACGUGCCUGCCUUCAGCAAUCUCAAGAAGGCAUCUCCAGCAGUUGUAUUCCAUCAUAAGGAAGUACCAGAUCAAGGUCAUACCUGUCUGCCAAAAAAAGAAGUAUGGAUCUGCUCGAAGUGUUGUCCGUAGGAUUGGGACAAUUCUUUCCUUAGAGCCCUACCCAAGACCUUAUUUAAAACUUGUUCAAGACCCAAGUCCCUUGGGUUAUGAUGACCAAAGUAUAGCUCCAGCUCCUGUAGCUCCAUCACUUGCUGAUGUCCUCUGGGUGGCAAAUGAUGAGGGACAAGCAUUUACUAGACUUAAGACCGAAUUAUGGAGAAAAGAAAAAAGUACAGCUUAUUGUGACUUUCAUCCACCUGUAGAUUUAAUACAGAGUGCUCCAAGAAACAGUACACAGAGUCUUGUUGAUCAAGCAGCACUGCAAAAAAUUUCUGCACUUGAAGAUGAAUUAACCUUUCUUCGUACUCAGAUUGCUGCUAUUGUUUCAGCACAGACACUGGGAAGCUUUCCAUCAUUGCAUCCAGAAGCCUUUAAAACAUUCAGCACUCCAGAUGUAUUUUACCCAGUGCCAGCCAUGACUUCUACGCCAUUGUCCGUCUCUCACAACCAGUUUGUAAUUCCUUCGCCACCUCCACUUCCUUCUGGUGGACCAUCUGGUGUUGAUGCCAGUAAUUCAGCAGCUGAACUUAUAAAACAACGUAGUGCAACAAGAAGCAGUGGUUCAGCUGCAGCUGAUAGUGGUGAUCACCAGGGGACAAAAAACGUUCCUAGCAUGAUGGAUGUUUUAAAAGACCUGAACAAAGUUCAGUUGCGAGCUAUUGAGAGGUCACCUGGAGGCACUCCUCUUUCUAGACCCAAAAAGAGGCAAAGUUCAGAUUGGGAUCCUGUUGCUCUACUAACUCAUGCACUAAAGCAGAAAUUUGCACAUAAAAAUGAUGAUGAUGAUUCCUUGGAUAAAGAAAAUCAGUCUUUUGACAGCUCAUCAUUUUCUAGUCCAGAGAUGGUUGGUCCUUGCAGUCGGAAGCCAAAUGGAAAAUCUGGGCUUGUAAGAACUAAUGAAGCUAAACCGGCACCAACGUGGAAAGUGAGAGCUCAUAUUUAACUGAUGGAGACUUCUGAGGAAAGUUUUUUUGAGUAUACAAGUGGUGGGUCCCCUUUUAAACUGCUGUAAGGUCAUGUAAUUUUUCUAGAAAACAUCUCUCCUAUCCUGUUGGAGUUUGGGUUGUGUAGGAAAAUUGCCUCUUCAUUCUCUUUAGAUUCCCGUCAGCCAAACUUGUGAAUGUGAUGCACACAGCCAAAAAAAGUUGUUUAUUCCUAUGGAGCAGUGUGUUUUAAAACCUGAGAAAUAGAGGAAAGAAGUGUGUGUGAACAAAAAAUAAUUAUUGGUUUGGCAGCUGAGGUGUGUGCUCUGCACUUCAGUGCCAAUAAGGAAGUGUAAACUUUUUGUUACUGUGGUGUAAAAAACUCACCACAUGUAAUUAAUAGUAGCUGAUACUGUUUCAUUAUAAUGGUGCAGCUGCCUCAAUUU